Habropoda laboriosa is the source of this 1512-nucleotide messenger RNA. RefSeq lists its product as uncharacterized. The transcript has 3 exons. The record is from RefSeq and is a predicted model, not a curated record. Bases 1 to 1512 code for a protein of 503 amino acids. Lineage: Eukaryota; Metazoa; Arthropoda; Insecta; Hymenoptera; Apidae.
AUGUCGGUCGCAGGCACCAGGAGGCUAUGCAGAGUGGGCCUAGUCGCUGUGCUGGUCACCGCGUUGUGCGUGUUGACUCUGCUCGAUUCACCGCCUCAACUCCCGGAUCCACCGGCGGAUCCUCCUCCCACGCCUGGUGGCGAACCCCCGGGCACAAGAAGCAUCGUGGCUUACUCGUGGGCGCGGAGAUUGGCACUCGAUUACAGACCCUCCAAGGAGUGCGACGGUAAUGGAACGUACGGAACGACGUUAAAUACGUUCAAGUUAGCCGACGCGAAGUGGCUCGAGACAAUCCCCGGACAGCUCUUCCUGUACAGCGCCCACUUGGACCUAAGAGUGGCCGGUUAUCCGAGCCUGAGGGUGAUUGGCGUUAAACGUGGACCUCUGCCGACCUCUGGCCUUUUCUGCACCGUUUGGUACGAGGAGGAGGAUCGAGGCAGAGCAGUCAGCGUGGAGGCGUUGGUGUCGACGAUUUGGUUGGAAGAAUGGGGCGAGACAGUGGACAGCUACGCGGGGAUUCUCGUCGGCUGUCAAUUACCUCCUGACGCGGCGAUCGAGCCAGCCAGGGUUCACGUAGGCCUGGAUCCCUGCCACCAGAAUGCUAGUCAUAGUUUAGCGAUAAACACGGAGGAUAGAAACGAGGAACGACGCAGGCAGUUCACGUUGUGCAUCAAGGGGCUGGACUUCGAGGAGGACAUCUCCUCCAAGAUCGUCGCGUUCGUCGAGCUCCACCGUAUACUAGGCGCCGAGCUCUUCUACUUCUACGUGUUCAACGUGCACAAGAACGUGCUCAGGGUGUUGAGGCUGUACGAACGAUCCAACGUGAUCAGAUGGUUCAAUCUCACUCUACCUGGCGAUCUACCCAACGAGAAGAACGCCAGAAGGCGGUUUCUCAGCGAGGACAUCUGGAUCAAAAGACGAAUGGAGCUGAUACCGUACAAUCACUGUUUCUACGAUAAUCUUCAUCGAUCAGAGUUCGUGCUACCUAUCGACAUCGACGAGGCGAUCGUUCCAGCACGAAGGAAGAACUGGUUCGAACUGUUGCUCGACGAGAGGAUCAAACUGGGUAGAAGUUUCAAGGAUUUCGCCUCGUACGCUGUUAGAAACGCGUACUUCUUCCCGGAGAUGCAAGCCAAGAAUCUCACCGACCGUGUCACCACCGUCGAUCUCAACUCGACCAAUUUCUUAGGUGACCUCGAUUACCUGGACACAGUUAGGACAGCUUGCAUCUCGCCUGAAGGCGACUCGGUGAAGAGUUUCGUCUCAACGAGGCGAGCUUUAACGGUGCACAAUCACUACGCGUUGACCACCUUGAACCCGUCCACUAGGCGAGCUCAUCAUUUCGAUCCAGAGGAUGUUCUCAAGCAUCACCACAGAGCCUGUGACGACAGACACUUGGACUGUGAGCUUCUGAUGGAGGACGUUCAGGUGGACGAGUCCGCGUUGAGGUACGCGGACGAACUUCGAGAGAGGAUGAGAGUGUUUCUCAGCGAGCUGAAGAUGUUCGCGUAG